UUGAAGGAAGGUCGCAAAAGCGGGCCCCUUAUUUUCCUUCGUUUUUCGCGCGAUAAAAUUGUGCAAAACCCGUGCGCGGCCGGUCGGGCGGUCGGUCGAUCGAUCGAGAAGGAAAAUGCGAUCGACGAUUGCGUGUCGGUUCGCUGGAAAGUAAGAAAAUCGCUUGGCCGCUUGCAAUUUGCUCCGUGCGUGUGUACGCGUGUGUGUGUGUGUGUGUUUGUUUUUGUGUGUUUUAAGGGGGUGGGCGGAAGAAUCACUUCCCGAAAAUCCGUGCUGGUCGCACCGGGACCCGGGGAUGGCCCUUAUCAGUAAAUCCCGAUCAUCAUCGCGGCCCCUGGAACAAGCAGCAGUUCUCGGCCUCGCUGAGUGGUGGCUUAGUGUAUCAAAUGUGCCAUGAGGAUAUAAACAUACAAAAGGAUCACGAACGGACGAACGAAACGCUCAGAGAAAUCCCUCGCAGAACUCUGACGGAACAAAGGAAGCGGAAGAAGAAUACGAGAAAUCCAGCAAACACCAAGUGAAACAAACGAUGGAUCCCGGCGGUCCAUGGUCGUACACGUACAACCGAAUACCGGGCCCGGCAGGUGGAGAGUUCCAUCAUCAUCUGGCGACGGCGGCGGCCGCGGCCGGGGGAGCCGCGGGAUUGACUGCACAUCACAAUGCCGCCGGGGUAACAGGAGUACCUUCAACCACCUCGCAGCUGCUGCUGCAAGCGCACACCAACACGCUAACCGGUGCGGCGGGCGGUCCAUUCAAUGCCCCGGCUGGCUUCCUGCCCACGGCCGCGAGUGUCACGGGGUACGAUGCCGUACUGUCACCGUUCUUUCACCCCGCAGCCAAUCCCAAACCUGCCCACUACAGUACUACAGGCGGCGGCAGUGGGAACACCAACUCAGCACAACACCGGCAGGUGCUAGCACAAUCCCAGAACCCGGCCACAAUGGCUGCUGCUGCAGCGGCAGCAGCAGCAGCUACCGCAGCAACUGUCGUCAUCAAACAGCAACCGCCUUCAGAUGGCACGGACGUUCGGGGCAACUACACCGUGGCCACCACUCCUGCUCAUCAACAAGCAGCCCUCGGAUCGUUUUUUGAACAGCAGCAGGCCUCGAACAAUGGACCACAACACAGUGGGCCAACGGUUGGAGGUGGAAGUGGAACUGGCAAUGGCUGGCAAGCUGGAACAGCUGGCAAUAAUCAACUUCCCAGUCCGUUCGGUAUUAUGCCACACGAAAAUGUCCUUCCACCGAGUCCUUCCAAUGCUCCGGUGUCGGGAGGUGGCGGUCCGGCUUCGAAGGGAGCCACUGUCAGUGGCCAUCCGUACGAGCCCUUUGGCGCUCAUUACGGCAAUGCACUGAACCAUCAUCAUCCGCAUCAUCAGGCGCCCCACCACCAGCAACAACAGCAGCAGCAUCAGCAGCAACAACACCAGUUAACGUCGUUAUCUGGUAAGGUAGCUGCCGCGGCCACAACUCCAGCCAUCGGUCGAGCUACAUCGCCUUCCGUCACAAAAUCGGUGGGACAAACGGCACCUCCCUCUGGCAGUUAUUUUUCACCUACCGCUGCUAGCGGCAGCAGCGUGGCUUCCGCUCCCUAUCCGGUAAACGAAUCUCAUGCAUCAUCGGCCAUCACCUAUCCAGGUGGGAUGGGUUUGAUGGCCUCAUCGGCUGCUGCACAACAUCACAACGCUACCGGCGGUCCCGGUACUGCAAGUAAGUCUUGUCCUCCACCGAACGUUCGGCGUAUCGGAUGUUCGUCUUCGCUCCUAUCGACGUCAGCGACCGAGUCACCAAACGCUGCGACCUCUCCCAGAACCCAGACGUCGUCUCCUUCCACGAUGCCGAUGCUGGUUCUAACCCCUUCGGCAAGUUUAUCCAGUGCCAGUGAAAAUCGGUACCAAUCGCGCCAACCACCUCCUCUCGCUUCCCCAUCCUCUACAUCCUCUUCUCCUUCCCCAUCGUUGUACUUAACAUCAUCCCGUGGAGUGGCCGAGUUGAAUCGAUUGACUGACAGCAAAGGAUAUCAUCCCCACAUUCACCAUCAUCAUCGUCAGCAGCAGCAGCAGCAACAACAACAACAGCAGCACCCGCAGCACAACCCCCACCAACAAGCGACGCAUCAUCUGCACUAUACGAUCCCUAGGCCGUCGAUGAUACAUUCGCCACCGAGUGGAUCACCGGCACAAGUGAUCGUCAGUCAGCAGCCGCAAUCAUCGCCAAUCAGCUAUUCGUUGACAGAUAGCCAGCAGCUCAAUCGCAACUCCACCAGUAACAGCAGCAAUAAUAGUAAUAGUAGUAGUAACAAUAUUGCGUCACUGUCCGCAUAUCAGCACCAACAACCGCCCGCCAGUGCCUCUCUUACUUUUAGGUCCAGUAGCUAUAAUUCCCACCUGAUCGCGGCUCGACAUGGUCACGAUCCAUCGUCCACGACCGACUACGGUUCGCGUAUCUCACAAGGUGGUGGUGGUGGUGGUGGUAGCAGUAGCAGCGGUGGUAGUGGGGCAGGCGGGGAUUCACCCGGUUUGUCGCCCGAUACGACGGGGAUCCUAGGAUCCCACCAUAAUACUCAUCAUCCCUCAUCAUAUCACAUGUUGGCGAUGGCAGCGGCUGCCGCUGCAGCCGCCGCAGUCACGGCCCACAGUGGGCCUCCUCCUUCUUCUAGCAGCUUCCCUGCGCUCAGCUCGGGAAUGCCACCGUCAUCGCCGGCCGCCGGUUCCACUUCGUCCUCGUCGUCAGGUGUUUCGUCGGACUACUCACGCAAGGGAUCACCGUCGCUCUCUCUUUCAGCUAGUAACUGCUACCCGCCCUAUCAUCAUGUUGCUUCGGCAAGCGCUGCCGGUGGCCACCAGCAGCAGCCAACGUAUGCCGCGCUGCAAUUGUCGCAACAGAUGCAGUCAGUCGGCUAUCCAUCCGUGAUUACGCGAAUAACCCACACGCCAACUGACCAGCAGCGAUCUAGAUCACCUCACCCCGAUCAAUGGUCAGCGGAGAGUGAAAGCAAACCCGAUCCGAUGCAACUCGUCAAGAACCUUCAAAGGCCACCGAUGGCAACGGACCAAGGAAAGUGCAGUGUAACCGCCACAUCAGCACCUUCCCCCAAGACGAAAGGUUCCCGAUCAGGAGCAGGGGCAGCACAGCAAAAGAGCACAGCACCAGCAAAGCCGGCCAGACGCAAAAAGGCAGACGCUAGCGCAACGGCUCAGGUGUCCAAGACGACAAAAACGAAAGGGAAAACCAAAAGUCGUACAGCAAUAGCAGCGAAUAACGGGCAUGAGGAUAUCGAUGCUCAAAGCCGAACACUGAACGAUCGUUUGCAAGCAGAAGAAAAUGUCCCGAUCAAGAUGGAACAGUGUGAACCACAGGCGACGACAGCGUUGAUGAGAGAUCGAUGGAACUAUGGGGGUAGCGAUGGUAGUGGUGGAGCCCAUUUGGUGCAAACACCUUCCAAUAACAACUCGUCAUCUGCCUCCUCGGGCUCUUCACAGUCCGGGGCAGCCACUUUUUUCAGUUCCUCCGCACACCCCAUUUACAGUCCCAUUUACCACCACCAGGCUUCCAGUCAUCAAUCUCAUCAUCAUCAACAUUAUUAUCCUCCAUUUCAUGCCUUGUCAGAUUCCGCCAAUAGGCCAUCUAGUAUGGUUUCACUUCCUUCCAGUGAAGUUAGUCGUGGGACUGGUAGUGGUGGUGGCGGUGGUCCAACGGAUUCCGUCAGUACAAACUCACUAGGAUCGACAAGCCCCGCGGCAUCUUCCUCCUCUUACAUGCCACUUGUGAGUGAUCCGAGUGCUAUCAGAAAUGGGCAUAGGAGCGAAGACGAACAGCGGCAGCUGGAGGAGAAAGCAUUAGCUGAGAAAGUCGUAGUGCCGGAUAUAGAAGAGGAACUUGGCUUUCUUUCAGAACACAACGGAGCGCAUCCUAGUACGACGAGUAAAGUGAACAGCGAAGGAAGAGGAACCAUGGCUAAUGUAGCGAGUAAAGGGGAGCCACCAUCAGCAGCAACGACAUCAAGCGGUAGCACCAACACGGCUACAAACAAUGGCUGCGUAACAAAUGCAUUGAAGAAACUCAACCUACCCGCCAACAUGACCAAGGGCUUCAUGGGUAGUUAUCUCAAGUUUCUGCAAGGUGAGCGCGAUAGUUCACCACCACCGACGUCACGCGGCGGUCGUAAGGCAACCUGGCUGCGCCAAACGACAGUUAACGCAGCUGCAGCGUCGAACAAAAAUAGUUUCAACUCCACUACGCCAGCCUCUUCGGCGGCAGCAGGACCAGGGGCUACAGCCACGACUUCUACCCAAGCUGGUCUGGCAACUGGUAGAAAGGCACAAGGAAACAACGCCAAACAGGACGUUAGUAGUAGCAAGCACGAAAUACAAAUGCAACAACUUAACGAUGUUAAUCAUGGUAUUUCCCCCUUGGCUCUGCAGGCCAAACCGUCUCCGAUCGGGACGGAUGGAACAUCGUCGAUGACUGGUCUAUCGCAAAACACGAGUGGGAAAGAUAAUCGCAAACGAAAGUACAACAACACAUCGUCAUCGGGCGGUUCAGGAUGUCAAGAAGAUCCACUCUCAAUUCCACAGCGACGCCAAACCACUAGUCGGAAGGCAAAAACGAAAGCAAAACUGAAGCAACCGCUUUUUGAUGCCGACGAACCGGCCGAUUUUGAACAUGAUUCCGACUCCGACCCGGCCUGGACACCAACGGCGGCUUCCAUGCAGGAGCUGGAGAAAGAUGAAUUUGAUUCAAAUGGACGCAAGAAAGUGUCCAAGAAAUUAUUAGCCCGAGGCACAAUCAAGGCAGAGCAACAGGACAACGCUUCGGUCCGGUCCAAUAUUCUUUCAGUGGCGGCUGCUGGUGCAGGAAUAGCAGAUUAUGAUUAUGCCAGUGAAGAGGAUACCACCAAUCCCCCCGGCCAGGUUAAUGUUUCUCUAGUGCAGCAGUCGCCGCAGCAACAAUCAACUACCAUGCUGCAGCAUCAUCUACCGCAACCGACAGUACCCAACACGCAGCAACAACAUCAAACGUUGCCAUCGGUAAUGAGUCCUGCACCACUAGGUGCUAUGUACGGUCAGCAAUCUGCAGGCAGUCACAUGGCAGGGUCAACAGUGCCCUACGGUGUGCAGCAACAGCAACAAUCAUCCUUCAACACUACCACUAUUGACACGGGGGUACAAAGCACCGUUGCUGCUGGAGGCAGAGUCUCUGUAGAUGAUUUUCAAACCGGCAACUUUGUAGUGAUACGGACGGAUUUGGUACAGCACUCAGUGCCCGCCAUCUGGCGUGUCGAUGGGAAAACAUUGCUGCAAAAGUACGAACCAUUGAAGGAUGAAAGUGGCAAAACGUUAUAUCGCAACGUUUCAACCUAUUCGGCCUGGAAUGCAGAUUCAAAGAAACUGUACGUGAAAAUACCGGUAACGUUCCGGGUUCACAAUAUGACGGAAUCGAUCGUUGAGUUCAAGCGGGACGAGUUUAUGCUGACUUACGAUCACUUUAAUACUAGUGCGGAAGGUAUCAAUGGUUGUGAAACCGGCGCCAUCGAGAACCAGCAGCAACAGCAGCCGCCGGACAAAUCGAUGGGACUCGAAACGAAGUCGUACCAAGAUGUGUUCGAGGUGUACAUUCAAACACUGAUUUCCCAGGCGCUCGAUACGAACUUUUUGAAAGAAAUCUUCCAAGAGCAAGAUGAUUACUUCCUUUCGCGCGUGAAAAUUAUCGACAACUUUACGGAAGAUCGUAAGCGACGCCUGAUACAGGUGACACCCUGGCCGCAUAAUAUUAUCACCUCGAUUGCCACCCUACCGGGGUACAGCAUAAUGGCUGAGCUGAGUGGAGGCCAUCAUCUUCAGCAGCAGCAUCAACAGACGGCGGUUUGUGCCACCUGCCAUCAGUCUGGUAUCUCGGUACGGAUCGUGCUGCAGGGUCAACCGUACAAUGGAGCAACGCUUGCACCGUCGACUAUUUCACAUGAGCAUGGCAAGAGUUUCCCAUUGUGUCGGCUCUGCACGACACGCUUUGAGCUACUGCACAAAAUAUGCCAUCAGAAGUACAUGAUGUACGUUGAAUGCUCGAAGCGCGUUAACCAGCAGAUUUCCCACGAUUCCGGUAAGGCAGCCACCGUCAUCUUGAACGAGCUACUGGCCGACGAAAAUUGGUUGGCAAUGCUGUUCAAAGAGGUACGCGGUAUAUGGUCGGAAAUCGAAAACCUUGAACGUCAGUGUCGCUUUCAAGGUACCGCUAUCCAGUAGUUCAGCAUCUGGAAACAGUGCACACCGGCUUAUGUGUUAUUUUUAAGUUCAUUUUGUUUCACUCCAUUUAAGUUUAUGUUUAUGUGAACCUUCUUUUUAUCAUAUCAGUUUGUACAUAACAUUACAAACGUGGUGCUCAUCCCAAUGAGCCCUUGGUCAAGUAAUAUGAAACCAGUGCAUCGUGGGCCAUCCGCAGAGUAGGAAGCAGUUAUUUUGACGGUACAAUUUGCUUUUGAUAAGAGCGCUAUGUGAAAUGUAUUAGUAGAAAAUAAAUCGAAAAUUCUUCCAUCAGGAAGUGAGAACA
Anopheles aquasalis is the source of this 6545-nucleotide messenger RNA. Its product is annotated as mucin-19. Gene Ontology annotation, cellular component: nucleus. The record is from RefSeq and is a predicted model, not a curated record. Lineage: Eukaryota; Metazoa; Arthropoda; Insecta; Diptera; Culicidae.